Molecule: messenger RNA, 4433 nt
Organism: Cephus cinctus (wheat stem sawfly)
Lineage: Eukaryota; Metazoa; Arthropoda; Insecta; Hymenoptera; Cephidae
Product: arrestin domain-containing protein 1
Exons: 7
Coding region: 2879-4144 (421 amino acids)
Biological process (GO): protein transport
Cellular component (GO): cytoplasm
Source: RefSeq, a predicted model, not a curated record
AAUCAAGAUCACAUAGCAACAAUGAGUAUUGAUAAAUUUGAUAUCCAGCUCGAUAAGAAAAGUUGCAUCUACGAACCAGGCGAAAUAAUCAAUGGACAAGUGUUGACGUGUUUAGAAAACCCUAAACCGGCCAGAGGUAAAUAAAUUAAGCAUUCUAGAGAAAUUGGACAAUGGGAGUGCCAGGCGGCUCAUAGUUUUCAUUAAUAGAGUACAGUAAAAUAAGUACCCAUUGUAGUUGGGCCGCGACCAUCGUAUUUUGAUUUAAACGGAUGGAAUAUAUCCAAUUUUUGACAUUAUGCUAGAUGAAGUGCAAUUAAGAAAAUAAACUUGAAAUGAGUAUAAUCAAAUUAGUAAUGACAGUGCUGCAUAUUUUAUAUUUAAUUUUCAUUAUUAAGUAAUUUGAAAUCUCAUGUAACGAUCCAAUAUAUCCCUGAUCGGAAUCUCCUUAUGAAUAUUUUUUUAUUAUGCAAAUCAAUACGGAUCGAAGCUCUUCACUUACGUAACGCAUGCCAUUAAAACCAACCAAUAUAAAUUGGGAUUCAAGCGGAAUAUCUGAACCUACUUUGACUUCCGCUAUAAAAAGUGGCUACAUCUACAAGUUGCCCAACUUGCCAGCUGGCGGCGCUUAUUUGAACGACCUCAUGAAAAAAAAGCGCCACGCCACGUGCUGCGUGCGUUUCUGCAUUAUCGACUGUGUUUAUUUCACGAGUAUAGAGACAAACGUUACUUAUUUUAAGAGGAGAGGACUCUCAUCCCUUAUCCCUGUUCCUGAAGUCGCGCGCCUCGAUAUUCGCUGUAAAGCUGCCCAAUGUUCUUUUCCGAUAAGAUCCAAACGGUAGACUUGACAAUGGCGGGGUUAGGUCGCGUGGGAAAUUUGAAAUAAGUGACGCUCGACUGCGCGACACACACUUUUCUUUUUAGGUAUAUGUACAUUAUUUUUUAGGCAAAAUAAUUAGCAUUGACUUCAUUCGAAACUCCUAGCCGUUUUUGAUUAUCUGAUCCUAAACUUACAUAUAUGUUAAAGUGGAACGUCCUUUUUUCAAUUAAAAAUGUACUCUGUAACUUCCUUCCGGUGUAUAGAUAAGAUGUAAAUAAAGAACCAGGGUUACUCUCCAGUAUCCGUAAAAGUAUAAUCUUAGAUGCUUUGCUAAGAAGAUAUUAACUGUCUUUGCUAUUUUAUUAUACGUUGCCACUGCAAUAGGCAUCACUUGUGUGCUUUUGGAACACAUGGUCUUAUAGGCGCAGUUUCUAUUUAACAUUGUCGAUGAUAUCCUGGUCUGUCCUUGGAUAGUUGUAUCAAAUUCCUUGUACAGUAACUAAAUAAUUGAAUCACCAGUCAGCUGAUUAUCUCAUUAACUGUUAAGUUUAUCAAAAAACGUUUCAUGUGUAAGUUGUACAUUUUUUACCAAAGAUUUUUUUAGUAAAAACAAAAAUGUACGAUUCCAUUUUAAAAACCUGGUUUAUCAUCACUUAUGAUGCUGAACCAGAUAAAAUAAUUUAUUCAUGUGUCCCUGUCUGAUUCAUGCAACUUUUGUAGGAUACAUUUUUGAAUCGAACCAUCAAGCUGGACUGAAAACUUAAUGCGUACUUUAAGAUGGGACACCCUGUAUAUAUAAAUUGUACUGCAUUUUCUCAACUCGACACCUAUAACGUAAAAUCGAGAAUUAACCUACGUCUCCUCUUGGCCCAUGAAUCCGCAUGCCAGCCAGUUCUUGUGCUGAUCAUCGGUUUCGCGUAAAAUCGGCAAAUGCAACCGGAUGCAAGAACGGGAGCGAACGGUUACGGAAACGCACGGUCGCUCAGGCUGCUAGGUCGAAGUAGAGAUAAUCGGAGUAAGCGUAAUGUACCAAAAACAGAGAGCAAUUGUUCGAGAACGUACCAGAACGAACCGGAGCUGUAAAAUCGAAAUCCCUCCACUAAUUGAAAAAUUGGGAGAACUCACCGGAGCUGGGUCAGCUGAUCCGUGGAGGCCGAGAACUGCAUCCAGGUGACACCUCAGGUGGGCACUGCACUAUAGCACAACACUGCACCUCCGAAACAGACGCAGAAAAUCCCAUAGAUUUUCAUAUAGCGAGAGCAACGCGAGAACUUUCUAUACCGAACAGAAAACACAGGUAGGAAAAUGAUAAACAAACAGCCCGGGAGCGCGAGGCACACCGAUCGGUGUCCCAAGACAGACUGACAUUGACAACAGUCAGAUUCGAGAACUAACAAUUCCGAUUGGUCGAGAUCCUUAUAGCCGAUAACUCUUAUCCUUUCCCUCGAUUCGUCCCUUUAAACCAAAUCGAGAUGAUGUCUUAGCGAAUCGGUACGUAACUCUUGGAGAUCCUCCACAGCCGCUUCCCCAGGACCCCGAGCUACAGCUGAGCUCCAAAUCCUGAACCUGGGUCAGGGGCUUCCUCCAUUCCUCCCCUGCACUUAACCUAACCAAAACUCUAUAUCCGCCCUAUGCCCAUCUCCAGCGGGGCGCCGGUACCUGAGCCGGACCUCUGCCGGUAACGUAGAGACGUCUCCCUCGGGUCCUCUCCUCUGCCGGGUAACUCGGUACGUCGAGACUACCUCCCCAUGGCAGAUUCGAGCACCUCGAUCUCCAACCAGCAGUAAAAAAUCUUUCCAAGAUCAUUCACGUAACUGUACGAAUCAGUCCGAGAGCGUAGCUUCUGAUGAGGUUGCCGACUCGAAGGGACCCAGAAAGCUUGAACGUUAUCUGAAUCGAUAGCAGGAGUCGCCAUGUGACUGUCUAAAGAUAAAGAUAAAAGGUAAAUGCCAUGUUCAAUGGCGUCGGAACGGAAGUAAGGCAUCCAGCAAAAUUGUCAGUGGGUCUGAGCGCUACAUAGAUUUGACGGAAUAUUUGAUUGGCUGUGCAGACGGUUCCUACAUGAAGUUGCCUGCUGGCGAGCAGUCCUAUCCGUUCAGUUUUCAACUGCCGGAAACAAUUCCUGUCAGUUUCGAGCAUAAGUACGGAAGCGUGAUAUACACUUUGAAAGCAGCCAUGGAUCUCCCAUUGAGCAUUGAUCCCACAGUAACCAAAAGAUUUACCGUGGUAUCGAAUUUGGAUUUGAACAAUGUGCCCGAGGCAAGGAGAGAAAUACACGACGAGCGCACUAUCCCCUUCUCCAACAUCUUUUGCUGCUCAGUGGGAGAAAUAGACAUGCUACUAACGUUGCCAGUGAGGGGAUACGUUGCUGGACAAAAUAUCGAAGCCAAAGUGUGCUUCGAUAACAAAUCGGAGGUGGAAAUUGAUGAAAUCAAAUUGAAUUUUAUACAGACGAUAACGUUUAAAGUACCAAGCGGGAGCCAAAAAAAAAUAGAGAAAAACAUUCUGGGGAAUAAGACGCUGUAUGGACCAUUUGGUCAAAGUGGUGAAUAUGACGCGAGUAUCUUGGUACGAUCGGUACCAGUAUCUUACUUCCCCUGCUGCAAACUGAUCGACAUUGACUACGACAUCAAUGUAAAAUACGUCAUUUCCGGUUGCCACUACAACGUAUCUAAUAACUAUCCAAUAUUCAUUGGAACGAUCCCAUUGAUCUCUGCUCAGUCCAAAUGGUCAACAGCAUCGGUACCAGUUGAAGCCACAGAACCAAUCGCGCCAUGCCCACCGGGACCGGAAGUGCCAAUCGCGCCAUACCCACCGGGACCGGAAGUGCCAAUCGCGCCAUGCCCGCCGGGACCGGAAGUGCCAAUCGCGCCAUGCCCGCCGGAACCGGAAAUACCAAACGCGCCAUACCCACCGGAACCGGAAGUGCCAAUUGCGACAUACCCGCCGGAACAGGAAGUGCCAUUUGCGCCAUGCCCACCAGAACCAAAAGUGCCAAUUGCGCCAUACCCACCGGGACCAGUUGAUCGACCGAUGCCAAUAAAUUGUCAACCGAUGCCUCAAAACUAUAAGCUUGAAUUCGAAAAUUAUAAACCAGGAGCAGGAAAGCCAGUGACCGGAAUGCCAUUUGUGGUCCCAGUGCCAGGGCCCAGCACUCAACCAAUUGGUUUUGUUGUUCCACCAGAACUCCCACCACCUUCGUACGAGGAUUGCAGCAGGGAGUCUCAUCCGGUGGAUCAGAAACAAGAAUCAAAUUCUGAUGCUGAUGUGAAGCAGCCAUUGAUUCCACCGUAUCCAUUGGACAACCUUCCAUACAAGAACAACUGAUUGCCGAUUGUGUACAUUACCUUUUAAUUUACUUACUUGACUUCCGACUGCUGUUCGCAAUAUUCGCAAUAGUUCGCAAUAGUUCGUUCGUUCGCAAAUUUUAUGCCUUUACACUUCAUUUUUUUACCAUUUUUUAUUACGUAUCUUAGUUAUAAGAUGAUCGUAACUUUUAUAAGAAUUCUUCGAUACCAUACUGGUACGAAGUUCUCCACUGCCUUUGUCACCCUUAAGGUGACCGAUUAAUUGCCUUGUCGAUAACCACCUAAGAUCACUGUACGUGCAUAGGCGA